Messenger RNA from Echinococcus granulosus, 594 nucleotides. Its product is annotated as GSK3-beta interaction protein. Gene Ontology annotation, molecular function: protein kinase A binding; kinase regulator activity. Bases 1 to 594 code for a protein of 197 amino acids. The transcript is spliced from 4 exons. Gene Ontology annotation, cellular component: cytoplasm. NCBI's taxonomy places the organism in Eukaryota, Metazoa, Platyhelminthes, Cestoda, Cyclophyllidea, Taeniidae. Gene Ontology annotation, biological process: regulation of canonical Wnt signaling pathway. The record is from RefSeq and is a predicted model, not a curated record.
AUGUUGCGAAGGUUGUUUUUCGACGUUGUCCUACCAACUUGUGAUUGGCCGACGUCCAUGUCCUCCGAGUUGUUUACUGCUCACAUGACCGCCUCAGAGGGCGACAAGCUCUGCACCCUCGAGGCUGAAGCGGCGGUUUCUGAGACGGCCUUUGGUGUGCGUGACAUUCGUGUUGCUGAGGCAUUGCCCUUCAGCGAGUCCCUUGCCUACAUUAACCUCACCACACUGGAGGGUGAGAAGCUCUGCGUCGAAAUCAGCGCAGCGGGCUUUAGACCUGUUGGUGUCUUCUACGAUGAUGUGGUGGGACCAGUGCCACCACCUCACCAGGAGGGUGAUGAGGAACCAGAACCCGGGAUGGAGAACUACGAGACCAUUUACGCUCUGCUGUCUGCCCGAAGUUCGGGUUUCCGUCACCAAUUUUCGGAGAGAUUGGCGCAGCGGCUUGCACAGUUACAGGACCAACAGCUAUUGGAGGGGGACUAUGAGGAGGAGGAGGAAGGAGGCUAUUUUAGCCUGGACGGCUAUACUCGGGGUGGCAAGCCUCAUCCCUCCGUCCUACGUCUGUCGUCGACGUGGAACACAUCAUGGAUGUAG